UGUGUUUCAAAGUUUUACGGUUUUACUUUAUUGGGACUCUACCAUAACUAAUAUAAGAUAGAAAGUAGUUUUAAUUUUAUAGCGACUUGUAUUGAUGUAGAGUGGAGAAUAGAAUUAACAGCUCAGCCGGAGGCAAGAUUUACCAAGUAGAGAGUAAAGGAAAACUAUCGAUUUUAUUAUAAUACAAAAUGCAGUUUAAUAUAAGAAGAAGCACAUACAACUCAUCCUAUCGUCAAGACGGGAUUGAUCAGGCAAUGAAAUUGUACAGCGUGUUAAAAGGCACGUACAGAACUUUUAGCACUCGGCAUUCGAAGAGAUUUUUAGGCGUCGAAGAAUUCCCACUGAAAUUCUGCAGGAACUCUUGCCCCCACGACAAACUCCCUCUUUUAUUUCUGCGAUUUGACCAUUCCAAGGACCUACCAUUGGCAAAAGCGAAACUGACAAGUUUCUGGAACUUUUUGACCAACGUUGGGAUGCAAGGACCUGCGGUUAAGAAAAUGAAGAAAUCUGUUAUCAGUGAAGGAACGAUGGAAUCACAAAUUCGUCCACAAAGUCCUCUUGUUCCCCGAAAAGAAUCCUCUCAGCUUGAAUGUUCACCAGCUUUCAAAGAUCUAAAACAGAUCUUCGACCUAUUUCUGAGUAAAGGGUUGGACAGAACAGCCCUUUCUAUUGACAAUAAUUACAGGGUACAUCCAUACGUCUGCGUGUGCCAGGAACCGUGCUGCAAUUGCAUCAAUCAUUCUCAGCACAUCCACAAACUAGGACUUCAUCAUCAAAAUGAAGCUUUAAACGAAGUAAGGAAGAACAUAGCACCGGAAUCACUUGUUCUUCAAUUUAACGAAGGGGGGACGUCCUUGAAAUCGUUAGUGAGGGAGCAAUCACAGGUCAGCGGACAAGUUCCACUAUCGCAGCCCAUGAUUCCUUUGGUGGACGAGGGAAUCAAGAAGAUGUCAGUUAAGACACUGAAAAGCGUGCUUGGAAACACUAAUACCGAUACGGAUGCCGAAGUCGAGGAAGAAAAAGGUACCACUGGGAAAAAAUCCCCACUGGAUAUAUCCCCUCAAACCCAAUCCAACAGGCAAUCGUUCCAAAGCGAUUUUACGAAUAUAACAAGCCGUGGUAGCAUGCUAGCACCAGUAAUACAGGAGUUGACAAACAUAAACAUUCAGGACAGUGUUAAACCCCUUAAGUGCAAACCUUCAAUACGAUCAAUCCGCAGAAAUUUCAAGGAGAUCGAGCCCGCAAAAUACCAAAACCUCCUCCUAGAGAUGAUCAAUAACCCGGAGAACUGCCUUCUAUCUCAUCAGAGCAAGAAAGAACGAGUCCUGCGCCCUAAACUGGUUCCAAACGACUGCCACGCAAAGCGACCGAAAUGGAGGAUUUGAUGGAAUACGAAUUGCAAUUACUGAAAACAAUGAUGUCGCUUUCUCGAAAAGUCAUUUCCGACUGACGACAAUUGGCAAAGCGUACGGUUUAUCAGUUAUUUCUGUCAUUUACUGCCAAAAAGAAAAUACUCGAAAAUGAAUGCAUCGACGAAUGAUGAAUGAGUUGAAAUUUUAAGUAAACAAAUCUAUCUCUA
This is a messenger RNA of Cimex lectularius (bed bug), 1579 nucleotides long. RefSeq lists its product as uncharacterized. Lineage: Eukaryota; Metazoa; Arthropoda; Insecta; Hemiptera; Cimicidae. The record is from RefSeq and is a predicted model, not a curated record. The transcript has 5 exons. Bases 189 to 1385 code for a protein of 398 amino acids.